Carassius auratus (goldfish) is the source of this 1902-nucleotide messenger RNA. RefSeq lists its product as uncharacterized. The transcript has 4 exons. NCBI's taxonomy places the organism in Eukaryota, Metazoa, Chordata, Actinopteri, Cypriniformes, Cyprinidae. The record is from RefSeq and is a predicted model, not a curated record. Bases 846 to 1493 code for a protein of 215 amino acids.
GUGUGUUUUGGUUUUUGUGGCACCUGUGUGUGUUCGUACUUGUCAAAUCUCAGUUAGUGUCGAGUUAGCGAUUUCAAACAAUAUUUGCGCACGUAAUUAUUAUGGCAUGAAAUCAUAUUGACUGUGGACGCAGUUCGUAUUUCCUCACAGUUAGCAGCGGUGCUAUUAAAUGUUACUGAGUGAUUAGCAUCUUCAUUAUUUACUGCGGAUAUAUGAACGAUACUCAUAACAGUACAUGUCUGGACAUAUUUAUUUAUUUAUUUGGUUGUUGUUGUUGUUGUAGCGAUAUGCAGAAGUGACCGAAUACAAACUAGCAUAAACAACAUUUGUUUGUAAUAUACAUAUCUUUCAAGGAUGUUUAGCUUUUGAUGUGUAUUUGAAGGAAUAGUUCACCCAUAAUAAAAAGUGAAUUGAUGGAUUGGAGUCUUAUUUUUUUGACAAUAUUCAAGAAGCCCUCUCAUCUAAAGCUCAUGUUUAAAAAUGAAUUAACUCAAAAAAGAUGAUGUUAGUUUACUGCUAUACAGCUUUCUAUAUCAAAAGAGGAUGUGUUGUAUUUAAAGACACUCAUGAUCGGUUUUCACGAUUUUCAGAUUUCUUCUCAAGUACAUAUGACUUAUUAUACCUUCAGAGACUAAAACAAAACCAUUCCUUCUUUCAGACGACAAAUCCUGGAGCAGAAACGGCCAGACUGCAUCAGUUUAUUCUCUGGUGAUAAACAGAGAGUAGAGGUUGAGUCGGGGGAAGAUGAGCCGGGGGUAAGAUCCGACACCUGUGCAUAUGAGCAUUGAUUUGUCAUGUGAGCACACGAUCUGGAGGAAGUGCACAGCUCACCCAGCUGUCUGUAAAUGAGAGGAACGCGAGAGAAAAGUGCUUGUGCUGUUGUCGAUCACCACAGGAAAGCGAUCAUGCCACGGAACUAUAUUCGUAAAACAGACUGGGGAUCAGUGACCUAUGAGGAGCUGGAGAAAGCCUUCGUUGAAGUGAAGCGAGGGAAAUCUAUCAGAACAGUAGCAAAAGAAAGAAAGAUCGGCAGGUCCACCCUGCAGCGCUACAUGAAGAAGGCAGAAGAAAAGAGAGAGAAGACGGUGGGCUACAGAGGAACGGCUGAAGCCAGGAGGAUCUUGUCUGAGGAGUUAGAGGAGGAGCUUGCUGAACACAUCCGCGUGCUGAGCGAAGGCGUGCACGGCCUCACGCCAAAGAAGUGCAGAGAAAUCGCUUUUGAGUUUGCGCAGAAGAACAACAUCCCCGUCCCCAACAACUGGGGAGAGCAGAGGUUAGCAGGUCGAGACUGGCUCAGUAGUUUCAUAACACGCCACAAUCUCUACGGCCACAUAACUGAAGCUACGGGACAGAUCAUCAGUUUCAGUGUCAUCGACCAGGACGAAAUCAAGACCGGAAUCAAAGAGGAGCGCGACGUUCCUGUCCCCGGCCGCCAGACGUCAGAGGAGGACCGAGAGCGAGACCUGUUAGAGACUGACUUGUUUCUGACAUGAUGUUAUAUGAUGAAGCACAAAUCAUUCUGAUGCUUAAUCCUGUUUCCUGUUCGUUUAGGAAUAUCUUUCACAAAAGAAGUACUGUAUAAUGAUUUAAAUGUGGUCACACAUUAUUAAUCGAAUUCUUUUCAUGCUGGUACUUAUAGAAAUCAUUCACACUCCUGUUUUUUUUUUCUUAAGUUAAUGUUUCAGUUUAAAUUUAUGUAUUUAUUUAUUUGUAUAUUCCUGUAGCUUAACUCAUAGAGCAUGGUACUUGCAAUGCCAAGGUCAUGAAGUAACCUUCGACCCCUAAACAAUUCUCUGUUUUAUAUCUAAGGGGGAUAAAACUUUCAAAAGUUAUACUGUACAUAAAAUUGUGUUCAGACAUAUUAAAUAUGGUGCUUUCAGAAAGUAUUCAGACCUCUUUUAU